AUGGAGGAGAGAUAUGAGCCAUUGAAGAGCUCGGGUUUGGAAAUUUUGUUGCAGUCAAAUACAUGGGAAGGGGAAGAAGAUUUCAGAUGUUUGGUCCUGUGGUGUGACGCUCUGUGUGAUGUUGGUGGUGCCUACCCUUUUGAGGAUCCAGAAGAUCCUAGAAUUUUUGUUUGUGUUAACAUGGGCGCCUGGUCAGAAUUGAACGAGGACCUUUUGAUCGAAAUUAUCAAGCGGCUAACGUUGUAUGAGGAUCUCGUUACCUUCAGUUUGGUUUGUACUUCAUGGCUAUCGGUUGCUGUAAAGGAGAAGCCCAGAUUUUUAUCUAAACCUCCAUGGCUGAUGCUACCACCAGAAAAGCCCAACACUUGCCGACGAGGUUUUUACAGUUUCUCAGAUAAUAUGACUCGCCAAGUUAUGAUACCGGAAGCAGAAGGAAGCAAUAAACGAGCUAAAAGAUGUCUUUCUUCUGGAGGUUGGAUACUAACAAUCUCCAAACGUUGGAGUAUGGCUCUUUUGCAUCCUUUCUCACGACGUCAAAUUGAAUUGCCGCACAUGACCACUUUCAAAAAUUGGGAUUAUCUUUCUUCUGUUCUUUAUAGGCCACAUAUUAGUUUUAUCACCAAGUUUGUUUUAUCAUCCAAUCCUUUCAGUACAUCAGAUUACAUAGUAAUGGUUCUUCAUGGAUCUAAAAGAGAGUUGGCAUAUUGUAAGCCCGGUGAAGGUGAUAAAUCAUGGACAACAAUUGAAACGUCCGCUUCUUAUAAUCAUGAUGUUACUUACUACAAUGGGCUAUUUUAUGUUAUAAAAGACACUGGUCAAAUGACGGCAUGUGAUAUCAGAAGUGACAUGGCAGAACAAGUUGCAGAGAUGCCAUCUGAUUAUUUAAAAUAUCCAUUGUGCUUAUACUUGGUGGAAUCAGGAGGCGAACUGUUAGUCGUUUCACGAGUAGUAGAACGUGAAGACAUAAGUAAAAGACGGAGUACUUAUAGAACCAGUGAAUUUCUGGUUUUCAAGGUGGAUUUGAGAAGUAAUACUUGGACAGAGAUGAAGAAUUUGGGGAAUAGAGCUGUGUUUGUGGGUUAUAAUUCUUCGUUUUCUAUUGAAGCAAUGCUCUGCAAAUCUAAUUGCAUUUACUUUACUGAUGAUAGCUGGGAAAUUUAUACUGAUCUCACUUCCCAUGGAGGAGGAAAGGAUAUGGGAAUUUAUAACCUCCAAGAUGGAAGCAUUGAACCGCAUUUUAGGGGCAACUCCUAUAGCUUUAUGAAUCCACCUAUGUGGGUUCAACCUAGUUUCUUUAGAAAAAAAUAA
This is a messenger RNA of Pistacia vera, 1308 nucleotides long. RefSeq names its product putative F-box protein At5g55150. The transcript is spliced from 3 exons. The coding region runs from base 1 to 1308 and encodes 435 amino acids. NCBI's taxonomy places the organism in Eukaryota, Viridiplantae, Streptophyta, Magnoliopsida, Sapindales, Anacardiaceae. Gene Ontology annotation, molecular function: protein binding. The record is from RefSeq and is a predicted model, not a curated record.